UGAUCAAAUACGGAGCAUUGCCCCUUUGUUUGUGCCAGCCCAAUGCGAGGAGUGAGCGACGAAUAUUUCGAUGACUUUUAUCCUGACUUCCAUAUGGCCGCUACUGCUAACCGAGUUCCAUUCGAUCAGAAUGAUAAAAAAUAUAAAUGUCUUUGCGGGCAACUACAUAUUAAGAAAGGAGCAAGAAUUGUUGCAAUUCUAGUGAACAUAUUGACCGCUGUUAAUAUCAUCUUCAGUUUUACCAGAAGCUCCACAGUCUUUGUAUAUACUUGUAUGAGCACUGCAUUUUCAAUUGUCAUAUUUGGAAGUCUGCUCUUUGGCGUGUGGAAGGAAAAGCGACUUUAUUUAUAUCCAUAUCUAUUUUUCCAGGUCAUAUCCAUUGCAAUUUCUAUAAUAGUUCUGUUCAUUUUCCUCAUCUCAAUUGCAGUCGGUGCGAGUAUGGUAAUUGAUUUAGCUAGAAACGUUGGAAAUGUCGAUACAGCAAGUGUACAGGAGAAACUUGAUGCUGAUUUGGCACUUUUCACAGUUCUUUUCAUACUGUUCCUUUGCUUGGGAGGGUUGAUUCAAGCGUAUUUUGCUGAGGUGAUCUAUUCUUUCCACAACUUCCUGAAAGACCGCGAGAACUCAUUUUCCUUCCACUUUGAAUCUUAUUCAAAUAGUGCCUUUGGAUCGGAAGCCACUCCAACACCACCACCAACAUAUCCGGAGGCACAAGUCUCUGUAGCAUAAUUUGAUUUAAACUGUAAUGUGCUAUAAUUUGGAUACAUAAAAUUUGCGAUCGAAUAAAGUUAUUUGGGAAU
Messenger RNA from Caenorhabditis elegans, 800 nucleotides. RefSeq names its product Lysosomal-Associated Transmembrane Domain containing (gene latd-1). The transcript has 6 exons. Lineage: Eukaryota; Metazoa; Nematoda; Chromadorea; Rhabditida; Rhabditidae. The record is from RefSeq and is marked reviewed. Gene Ontology annotation, cellular component: endomembrane system. Bases 43 to 729 code for a protein of 228 amino acids.